Choloepus didactylus (southern two-toed sloth) is the source of this 3941-nucleotide messenger RNA. It is a transcript of the gene GANAB, whose product is annotated as glucosidase II alpha subunit. The coding region runs from base 37 to 2937 and encodes 966 amino acids. The transcript is spliced from 25 exons. Gene Ontology annotation, cellular component: glucosidase II complex. The record is from RefSeq and is a predicted model, not a curated record. Gene Ontology annotation, molecular function: glucan 1,3-alpha-glucosidase activity; carbohydrate binding. Lineage: Eukaryota; Metazoa; Chordata; Mammalia; Pilosa; Megalonychidae. Gene Ontology annotation, biological process: N-glycan processing; carbohydrate metabolic process.
GGGAGGGUCGGGGUCAAGGAGCAAACCCGGCACAAGAUGGCGGCCGUAGCGGCAGUGGCGGCGCGUAGGAGGCGGUCUUGGGCAGGUUUUGUACUGGCUUGUUUCGGGGUUUGCCUGGGAAUUACCCUUGCUGUGGAUAGAAGCAACUUUAAGACCUGUGAAGAGAGUUCCUUCUGCAAGCGGCAACGAAGCAUACGGCCAGGCCUCUCUCCGUAUCGAGCCUUGCUGGACUCUCUGCAGCUUGGUCCUGAUGCCCUCACAGUCCAUCUGAUCAACGAAGUCACCAAGGUGUUGCUGGUGCUGGAGCUCCAGGGGCUUCAAAAGAACAUGACUCGGAUCAGGAUUGAUGAGCUGGAGCCCCGGCGGCCCCGAUACCGUGUGCCAGACGUCUUGGUGGCUGAUCCCCCCACAGCUUGGCUUUCAGUCUCUGGCCGUGACGACAACAGCGUGGAGCUAACGGUGGCUGGGGGACCUUAUAAAAUCAUCUUGACGGCACAGCCAUUCCGCCUUGACCUUCUGGAGGACCGCAGCCUUCUGCUCAGUGUCAAUGCCCGAGGACUCUUGGCAUUUGAGCACCAGAGGGCCCCCAGGGUCUCUUUCUCGGAUAAAGUUAGUGUCACGAUCGGUAGCAUAUGGGAUAAGAUCAAGAACCUUUUCUCUAGGCAAGGAUCAAAAGACCCAGCUGAGGGCGAUGGGGCCCAGAACGAGGAAGCACCUGGGGAUGAUGACAAGCCAGAGGAAACCCAGGGGACAGCAGAGAAAGAUGAGCCAGGAGCCUGGGAGGAGACAUUCAAAACUCACACUGACAGCAAGCCAUAUGGCCCCAUGUCUGUAGGUUUGGACUUCUCUCUGCCAGGGAUGGAGCACAUAUAUGGGAUCCCCGAGCAUGCAGACGGCCUGAGGCUGAAGGUCACCGAGGGUGGGGAGCCGUAUCGCCUCUACAAUUUGGAUGUGUUCCAGUACGAACUGAACAACCGCAUGGCCCUGUAUGGGUCUGUGCCUGUGCUCCUGGCACACAGCCCUCAUCGGGACUUGGGCAUCUUCUGGCUCAAUGCUGCAGAGACCUGGGUUGACAUCUCCUCUAACACUGCGGGGAAGACCCUUUUUGGGAAGAUGCUGGACUACCUGCAGGGCUCUGGGGAGACCCCACAGACAGAUGUUCGCUGGAUGUCAGAGAGUGGCAUCAUUGAUGUCUUCCUGCUACUCGGGCCCUCUGUCUCUGAUAUCUUCCGGCAGUACGCUAGUCUGACAGGGACCCAGGCAUUGCCCCCGCUCUUCUCCCUCGGCUACCACCAGAGCCGCUGGAACUACCGUGAUGAGGCUGAUGUGCUAGAAGUGGAUCAGGGCUUUGAUGAUCACAACCUACCCUGUGAUGUCAUCUGGCUGGACAUUGAGCAUGCCGAUGGCAAGCGUUACUUCACCUGGGACCCCAGCCGCUUUCCCCAGCCCCUCGACAUGCUUGAGCGCUUGGCCGCCAAGAGACGUAAGCUGGUGACCAUCGUGGAUCCCCACAUCAAGGUGGACUCUGGCUACCGUGUACAUGAAGAGCUGAGGAACCAGGGGCUGUACGUUAAAACUCGGGAUGGCUUGGAUUACGAGGGCUGGUGCUGGCCAGGCUCAGCUGGUUACCCUGACUUCAUUAAUCCCACAGUGAGGGUCUGGUGGGCUAACAUGUUCAGCUUUGACAAUUACGAGGGCUCAGCUCCCAACCUCUUUGUCUGGAAUGACAUGAAUGAACCGUCUGUGUUCAACGGUCCGGAGGUCACCAUGCUCAAGGAUGCCCAGCAUUAUGGGGGCUGGGAGCACCGGGAUGUGCAUAACAUCUAUGGCUUCUAUGUGCAUAUGGCAACUGCUGAUGGGCUGGUGCUGCGCUCCGGGGGCCUAGAACGUCCCUUUGUCCUGAGCAGGGCUUUCUUCGCUGGCUCCCAGCGCUUUGGAGCUGUGUGGACGGGGGAUAACACUGCUGAAUGGGAACAUUUGAAGAUCUCUAUCCCUAUGUGUCUGAGCUUGGGGCUUGUGGGAAUUUCCUUCUGUGGGGCGGAUGUGGGUGGCUUCUUCAAAAAUCCAGAGCCAGAGCUGCUUGUGCGCUGGUACCAGAUGGGGGCCUACCAGCCGUUCUUCCGAUCACAUGCCCACUUGGACACGGGGCGGCGAGAGCCGUGGCUCCUACCGUCUCAGUACCAUGAUGUCAUCCGAGAUGCCUUGAACCAGCGAUAUUCCUUGCUGCCCUUCUGGUACACCCUCUUCUAUCAGGCCUAUCGUGAAGGGAUUCCUGUCAUGAGGCCCCUUUGGGUACAGUAUCCUCAGGAUGUGACCACCUUCAGCAUAGAUGAUCAGUUCCUGCUUGGGGAUGCAUUGCUGGUUCAUCCUGUAUCAGACUCCGGGGCCCAUGGCGUGCAGGUCUAUCUGCCUGGCCAAGGGGAGGUGUGGUAUGACACUCAGAGCUAUCAGAAGCAUCACGGUCCCCAAACCCUGUACCUGCCUGUAACUAUAAGCAGUAUCCCUGUGUUCCAACGUGGAGGGACAAUUGUACCUCGAUGGAUGCGAGUGCGGCGUUCUUCAGAGUGUAUGAAGGAUGACCCGAUCACGCUCUUUGUUGCACUCAGUCUCCAGGGUACAGCCCAAGGAGAGCUCUAUCUGGAUGAUGGACACACAUUCACCUAUCAGACUCAUCAUAGGUUCCUGCUGCGUCGGUUCUCAUUCUCUGGCAAUACCCUUAUCUCCAGCUCAGCAGACCCCACAGGCCACUUUGAGACACCAAUCUGGAUUGAGCGAGUGGUGAUAAUAGGGGCUGGAAAGCCAGCAGCUGUGGUCCUCCAGACAAAAGGAUUUCCUGAAAGCCGCCUAUCCUUCCAGCAUGACCCCGAGACCUCUGUGCUGAUCCUGCGUAAGCCUGGUGUCAACGUGGCAUCCGACUGGAGUAUUCACCUGCGAUAACCCAAGGGAUGUUCUGGGGUUGGUGGUGGGGGGGUGGGGGGGUGGUGAAAAUUACUCUUCCUUCUGCCUCAGAGUUUGACUCUCCCCAGACAUCACCUUUCUUAUCCCAAGAUCCAGAUUCUGCCAACUUCUGGGCAAGAUAAGAGGGCUGUCCCUGGGCUUUGAAUUCCUCUUGUGAUCUCCUGACCUCUCCCACUCUCUUGACACCAAGCCUGUUACUUCAUCCCCCAACAUCCUGUUGCUCUAACUGGAGCACAUUCACCUGUGAAGACCUGGGGACCACAGGGCCCUUGCUUCCCCUCCUCUUUCCCCUCUGUGGCGGCCCUGAAUCUCCAUCCCUAGACCCUUUCACUCACCCUCUUUUAUGUUGAUGCCAUUUCUUGGAAGAUGGAGGGCAGUGAGCUUAAGACUUUUCUCCUUCCCCUUUCCUCCCCACCAGUCUGCUCUCCCUCCUGUUUCUUCCUCCUGUCUCCUCUUGGUCAGCCCUCCCCUUUUUAUGCCCCACUGAUACACUGGGACCACCCCUUACCUGGUAGGGGAUGCAUGGAUCAAAAGGAGUGAGGUUGCUGGAAAACAUCCUUUUCCCUCAUCCCAACCAUUUCCUCUCCCCGGUUCUUUCUAGAGCUGCUGCAGUUCUGACAGGCAGGGGCUGUUCUACCUCCCCUGUCUCUUGGGGGAAAAAAAAAUUUCCUCUCCUUCGUAAGAGGAGAUAAGCAUUAAGCUUCUUUUGCCCCCUUCUUGUCCCCUUGGGGGGCAUUCAAGAUGGAGAAAUCAGUUGUGGUUUCAUCGAAUCACGGUCACCUGUAUUUAUUGCUGGGAGAAGGCUGAGGGUGGGGGGAGACGAUCAUGUGUGCCCAGGGUUGGCCUGAAGCUCUGGGUGGGGUGGGGACUAAAGGGGGAUGAGGGGGAAUAUUUGUGGGAAUUUUUUUUUUACUUACUUUUGGUCCCCACCUGUGACAGGUUUUGAUAAAAGAAGAAACAAUAAAGAGAAAACCUUAAAUAAC